Messenger RNA from Danio rerio (zebrafish), 1942 nucleotides. RefSeq names its product Rh blood group, D antigen (gene rhd). Gene Ontology annotation, cellular component: membrane; plasma membrane. Gene Ontology annotation, molecular function: ammonium channel activity. The record is from RefSeq and is marked provisional. Gene Ontology annotation, biological process: ammonium transmembrane transport. NCBI's taxonomy places the organism in Eukaryota, Metazoa, Chordata, Actinopteri, Cypriniformes, Danionidae.
GCCGGGUGAGAUUACAGACAUUCAGAGUUGGUCUCAGUAAUAAUGGCUCCUCAAUACGCCCCCAGUCUCCGCUCAAGACUUCCUCUGGUGGCCUUCCUGCUGGAAACCCUCUUUCUCCUACUGUUUGUCUUUUGGGUGAAAAUAGAGAAGCAAGAGUACAGAAGGUCUGAAAGUGAGCCCUUCGUCCACUCAUAUGCAGAUUUCCAAGAUGUUCAUGUGAUGAUAUUCAUGGGCUUUGGAUUCCUGGCCACGUUUCUUGUGCGAUAUGGUUUGAGUGGAUCUGGGUUUAAUGUGCUGUUAGCAGCAAUGGCUGUCCAGUGGGCCGUCCUGAUGAACGGCUUCCUUCUGCCACAACACCGCCACCACAGAGGACAGAUCCACAUCAGCAUGAAGAGUGUGAUCGAGGCAGAACUCAGCACUGCGUCCGCACUGAUUGCGAUAGGAGCCGUUCAUGGGAAGACAAAUCCGGUCCAGCUUUUGCUGAUGUCUCUGGUGGAGGUCACAGGAUUCGUGGUCAAUCAGUGGAUCCUGAGAACUCUGCUCCACGCUGACGCGCUGUACAGUAUCAUGCUGCUGCAUAUCUUCGGCUCUCUCUUCGGUGUGAUGGUGUCAUGGGUGCUGCACAGAGAGGGCAUCAAACCACACCAUGAGAAAGAGAAGACUGACCGCAAGACUGGCUUAUUCGCAAUGUUCGGAACGCUGUUCAUGUGGAUGUUCUGGCCCAGUUUUAACUCUGCGCUGUUGAGCAGCCGGUGGGAGAGAGCGCUGAGACUCACUGUAAUAUAUGGGACGUACCUGUCUCUGGCUGUCAGUGUUGUAGUGGCGAUGUCUGUCUCCAUGCUCACCAGCUCUAAAGGGAAAAUGAACAUGGUUCACGUCCAGAGCUCUGCUCUUUCUGCUGGUGUUGCCAUUGGAGUUGCCAUGACAGCAGUUUCUGAGCCAUGGGUCGCCAUGGUGAUCGGCUUCUGUGCAUCCCUCUUAUCAGGCCUAGGAUUCCGGUACAUGAAGAAUCACAUGCUGUUUGCUUUUGAGUGUCACGACACCUGCGGCGUCCUCAAUGUUCACACUAUACCUGGAAUUCUGGGAUGGUUUGCACAUUUAUGUCUACGGCUGGCCAGUAUGGAAGGCACAGUAGCUGUGCAGUUUGCAGUGUAUCACAUCUGCGUUCUCCUCAUAACACUGUGUGUGUGUCUGGUGAUGGGCGUGGCUACAGGAAUUGUUCUGAAAUGGAGUAUCUGGAGACCGCAGCAGGACAGGAAGUGCUUUGAUGACCAGGCAUUCUGGGAGUUCCCGAAUUUGGUGACAAAGAAAUGAAGAACGUGAAGACACACUAAUAAUAGAGACGACCGAACCAAUCAACAAAUGCAAUAGCAGUAUAUGUGUGUGCAUGUAUGUCUGUGUGUAUAUAGGUGUAUGCAUGCCAGUGUGUGUAUGCAUGCAUGUGUGUGCGUGUGUGCGCAUAUAUGCAAGUGUGUGUGUGUAAUCAUGUGCAUGCCUGUGUGUAUGUGUGUAAUCAUGCAUGUAUGCAUGCACAGGCAUGCAUGCAUGCGUACGUAUGCAUGUGUACUUAUGCAAGCAUGUCUGUCUGUAUUUAUGCGUGCAUGCACAUAACUGUGUGUAUGCAUGUGUGUAUGUAUGUAUGUAUGUAUGUGUGUGUAAUCAUGUGUGCAAGCAUGCCUGUAUGUAUGUGUGUGUGUGUGUGUGUAAUCAUGCGUGUAUGUAUGCAUGUACGCGUAUACAUUUAUUUGUGUGUAUACGUGCGUGUAGGCAUGUAUGCUUGCGCAUGUAUGAAUGUAUGUGUGUAUAUGGAUGUGUGUGUCUAUGCAUGUAUGCAUACGUGUGUCUGUCUUUCUGUCUGACAUGCAUGUAUGCAUGUGUGUGUGUGUUUAAGAGAUUGCUUAAGUAAACAAUUUACACAAUAAAAUGUCUGUAAUUAAAGAAA